Molecule: messenger RNA, 2838 nt
Organism: Pseudocercospora fijiensis CIRAD86
Lineage: Eukaryota; Fungi; Ascomycota; Dothideomycetes; Mycosphaerellales; Mycosphaerellaceae
Exons: 2
Coding region: 1-2838 (945 amino acids)
Source: RefSeq, a predicted model, not a curated record
AUGACGGGCGCGACCAGGGAACUUACAGCGCGCGCGUCCAGGCGAGGACGCGCGCUCGCCUGUGAUCAAACGUCGUUUCCGAUGUCAGGCUUUGUUCCGAUCAAUCGACCAGACCGGAAAACGACUCUUCCAGCAAGCACGGCACCGCCGAAGGAAGAACUCCCUGGACGAAUACCACGUACGAGCGGAUCUACUCCGCAGGACCAAAGGGAACCUGCCUCGGCUGCAUCCAGCACGAAAGAGCAGAUCGAUGCUUCGCACAGCAGGGAGCCCCCUAAUGACAGGAGCCGAGGGCGCGAGGAGAACAAAAUUCAGCCUGCCUCCGCUGCAUCCAGCACAAAAAUCAAUACUUCGAGCAGCAAAGAGGGCCCUGAUGGCAAGAUCCAAGAGCGCGAGGAGACUGGGCAGGACAAGCAAGCACAGAAGGUAGAGAAAAGCCUCGAGCAGCCUGCAGUCACUUCGGCACAGGUCCUCGCCUCCAGUGGCCAGAACGAAGAUGGUGAGAGCGACGAAGACUCACUUCCCAGACUGAGGACUCGCCGGCCAAGAGGGCAAUCCCCGCGGAGCAGCGCUGCUGCUGCCAGCGACAGCGAGGAAAGCCGUACUCCACCCAGGAGGAGAUUACGGCGUCCACAGCGCCUGCCAAGCCCGCAGCCGACCCAAAGUCCCUCCCCAGCACCCACUUCCACGCCGCCGGUACAGCUUGAAGAUCGAAACUGGGCAGUGCUUGGCAUUGCUGGUGCCCGCAAGUGCGCGGACAUCGAACAAUACCUGACGAUUUGGGGCAACACAACUCAUCGUUUGCCGACCCUACAGGCCAACGCGAAUGGAACUUAUUCGAUUGAGGUUGAUGGAAGAAUUUGCGAAAUCGAGGACUUCGACAAGCCACAUGUCCCUGGCGAUGAUACGGAGCUUCAGGUCCGAUGGAAACAAGAGUGGUUGUACACCUGGGAGCUCUCCGAUGCGCGCAGAACAGUCGUUGAGUUCAAUUUAGGGAGAGGAGCCGGACCGGUGCUGGAUCCUGACCACGUCGCGGGCUAUCACUCUCCAGAGCCCGAGGCAGACACGACCAAGCGAUGCAAGAUCGAUUUCGCAGCCAAGCUGCGCUUCACCCCUCACACAGACGAAGACUACACUGCUAGUCUGAUGUGGCGAUGCAUCGAAAGAUGCGAGCAAAGGGCCAACCAUGACAAGCUGUCGGACUACUUCAUGCGGACGGCCCUUGACGAGCUCCCCCGUCAACGUCUGGUUCUGCGUCCUCGCUGGCGUACUGACGAAAAGAGCGACGAGUACAACGACGUGCUUGAACUCAGGGAAGAGGUUCUGCUUCGGGCUUGCUUGAAUUAUGUGGUAGGUCAGGCGCGUAGAACCGAGUGCUCAUACUGUCAGGAACACUGCGGCCCAUUUCGGAGGUGCGUGACAAGAGCGGCGAAUCACGAAGGUGCCUGUACGAACUGUGCCUUGGCGGGACGGAGCAGGCAGUGUGAAUAUUACAUCAAAGGUUUGUCAUGCACGAUGAUUGACUGUGCGUGCGUGCUGAUCAGUCUAGACCGCUGGGCGCACGAAGACAAGCUGCGAGCAGCAGCCGAUCCACAAACUCCUGACUCAAGAAGUCAAGUCACUGACGACGCCGAUGACGAUUUGGAAGAGGAUUUAUACUACUCUUCACCAUUACCAGCUUCUGGUCCUCAGGCUCAACAUGCCAACCGCUCAGCAUUUUUGACGCCGCCAAUAUCCUCACCUCCUCAGAAUCUGUUUGCCGGUGCGGUCAAAGCGGAUGCGAGUGGUCGAACCUUUGCUGAAGUGAGCGACUUGGCCACCUCACUCUUGGAGUCUCUUGGAGACCAGCAGCUCCCCGCGGGCAAGGACCGUGGUGAUACGGAUUCCGCUACUCUUGCAAACCUUUUCGGAGACAAUGCCUCGGCGUCGCUGGAGAAUGAUACCACGCUGCAAACCGGCAGUGGCCCAGAGGAGGGUCACUCGUCUCGGGCCAAAUCAGAUGUAUCAGCGCGGCCCUCUCCUGAAGCCCGGCGGAAGGAAGAUGCCAAAAAGGAGGGAAAAGCCAUCAAGCGAAAACACAGCACCUCAUCGAUCGACCUAUUGCGGCAGAAUCAGCCCCGCCGGCAGCACAAAGUGGCCAGGACUGCUGAGCAAGCAGAGACGGAAUCCACACGUCCUCAUGUUGGGCAUGACCAUGACCCGCCUCCCGGUCCAAGUGGAGACGACGACAUGACCCCCAUGACUUCGAGGUCAAGACCUGAUGGCAACGAGUCGCAGCAGCCUUCUGCACUGAAUGGCUCUUCACAAUCCCUUCCAAUUCGUAGCGCGGCAUUGGUACACCCACCAUCUCACUGCGAAGCUGGCACUUCUGCUCCCCAUAAAGCAGCAUCGGCGGCCAAACGAGGCCAUGACCCGGAUCCACAUGCUCGGCUCGCACACAAACGAGACCGACAGCGACCACACGCUCAUUGCAGUCCUCGCGGACCAUGUAUCGAUCCCGUCCUCAAUCCUCCCCUUCCCAGGACCGAGCACGAAUCACCCGUCGUCAUCUAUCGCGAUCGUGACCAGCUCUUCGCCAAAAGCGAGCUCACCACACCACAAGUUCGCUACCUUCUGAGCCUCACACCUUGCAACAUGAUCGAUUGCUUCACUCGCGGGUGGCAUGAGUUCGCGGAAGAAUUGAAGGGGAAGAAGGGCUUCGGGCCACAGUACAACAAGGAAUGGUUUCUCUCCCGUAGCUGGACGCGGGAGCUCAAUCAGAUCGUGAGAGACAGAUGUCCGUUGGACCCGAGGAGGCUUGGGCGGCCGGUGGUGAUUGAUCUUACCAUGGAUGAUUGA